Nothoprocta perdicaria is the source of this 1419-nucleotide messenger RNA. It is a transcript of the gene PIPOX, whose product is annotated as pipecolic acid and sarcosine oxidase. The transcript is spliced from 10 exons. Gene Ontology annotation, cellular component: peroxisome. NCBI's taxonomy places the organism in Eukaryota, Metazoa, Chordata, Aves, Tinamiformes, Tinamidae. Bases 55 to 1419 code for a protein of 454 amino acids. Gene Ontology annotation, molecular function: sarcosine oxidase activity; flavin adenine dinucleotide binding; L-pipecolate oxidase activity. The record is from RefSeq and is a predicted model, not a curated record.
CCUCCCCCGCGCUAGGCCAGAAUGGUGGGAUAAGGACAAGGACAAGGACACAUCAUGGCAGCGGCGGACGAGCCCUGCUACGAUGCCAUCGUCAUCGGCGCAGGCAUCCAGGGCUCCUUCGCCGCCUACCACCUCGCUGAGCGGGGCAGAGCCACCCUCCUGCUGGAGCAGUUCCCCCUGCCCCACUCGCGGGGCAGCUCGCACGGGCAGAGCCGCAUCAUCCGCAGCGCCCACGUGCAGCAGCACUACGCCCGCAUGAUGCCCGAGAGCUACCGCCUCUGGCAGCGCCUCGAGGCCCGCGCCGGCACCCGCCUCUACAGGCAGACGGGGCUGCUGGUGCUGGGGGCGCCGGGGGAGCGGCGCUUCGAGCAGUGGCGGCGGGCGGCGGCGCGGCCGCGCGGCCCGCCCGCCGCCCCCUCGCCGCAGAUGGCGGCGCGGAAGCUCCUCGUGCUCUUCGGCAGCCAGACGGGCACCGCGCAGGACGCGGCCGAGAGGAUCGGCAGGGAGGCCAGGCGGCGGCGCCUCGCGUGCCGCGUGCAGGCGCUGGACGCCUACGACGCGGCGAACCUCAUCCAUGAGCUCCUGGUGGUGUUUGUGUGUGCGACCACGGGCCAGGGCGACCCGCCUGACAACAUGAAGGUAGGAUACGUUGUUAUUGUGCAUCGGUCAUCUGCCUGCAUUUCACAGAACCCUUCAGAUGNCGAGCGGGCCCUGCGGGCCGUGCAGGAGCAGUUCCUGCGCAGCGGCGGCGUCCUGCGCGACGGUGAGAAGGUGCUGGCCGUCGAGCCGGGCUGCCCGCUCGUCGUGAGCACCGCGGGCGGCCGCUACCGCGCGCGGCGGCUCGUGGUGGCCGCGGGCGCCUGGAGCCGCGAGCUGCUGGAGCCGCUCGGGCUGUGGCUGCCGCUGCAGCCCCUGCGCAUCCAGGUUUGCUACUGGAAGGAGAAGGUGCCCGGGAGCUGCAGCCCCGAGCGGCCCUUCCCCUGCUUCAUUGCCGUGGGGCUGGCCGGGACGGCCCACGACGUCUACGGGCUGCCCUCCUGCGAGUACCCGGGGCUGGUGAAGGUCUGCUACCACCACGGCAGCCCCGUGGACCCCGAUCAGAGGGACCUCCCUGACAGCCGCCCCGACGUGUCCGUGCUGCGCAGCUUCGUGCGCCGCUUCCUGCCCGCGCUGGAGCCCGAGCCGGCGCUGCUGGAGAGCUGCCUCUACACGAACACUCCGGAUGAAGACUUCAUCCUGGACCGGCACCCCAAGCACAGCAACAUCGUCAUCGGCGCUGGCUUCUCGGGCCACGGGUUCAAGCUGGCGCCGGUGGUGGGGAAGCUGCUGUGCGAGCUGAGCCUGGGCGAGGAGCCGUCCUACAGCACGGAGCCCUUCCGCAUCGGCCGCUUCCCGGGCGCGCUCCGCGCCGCGCUCUAG